This is a messenger RNA of Orycteropus afer afer, 1117 nucleotides long. It is a transcript of the gene YIF1A, whose product is annotated as Yip1 interacting factor homolog A, membrane trafficking protein. The record is from RefSeq and is a predicted model, not a curated record. Gene Ontology annotation, cellular component: endoplasmic reticulum-Golgi intermediate compartment; COPII-coated ER to Golgi transport vesicle; endoplasmic reticulum membrane. Gene Ontology annotation, biological process: endoplasmic reticulum to Golgi vesicle-mediated transport. Lineage: Eukaryota; Metazoa; Chordata; Mammalia; Tubulidentata; Orycteropodidae.
GAGCCAAUGGCAGACGGCGGAGGGUGACGCCACGGCCAUGGCGGCCGCGGUCAGCCGGCGGAGGGACGUGUCGGGCCGCCGGGUAACUUCAGUCGGUGCCCCGACAGUGGAGCGGCUGCUUUAUUAGCAUUCAUACCCACGAGGCGGCGCAGCGGGCCCUUGGGGAGAGUGAGCCUUGCGGCCAUGGCGUAUCAUUCCGGCUACGGAGCCCACGGCUCCAAGCACAGAGCCCGGGCGGCUCCGGAUCCCCCUCCACUCUUCGAUGACACCAGCGGUGGUUACUCUGGCCAGCCGGGGGGAUACCUGGCCCCGGGAGCCGAAGUGGCCUUCAGUGUCAACCACCUGCUGGGGGAUCCGAUGGCCAACGUGGCUAUGGUUUAUGGCAGCUCCAUCGCGUCCCAUGGGAAGGACAUGGUGCACAAGGAGCUGCAUCGUUUUGUGUCUGUGAACAAACUCAAGUACUUUUUUGCUGUGGACACAGCCUAUGUGGCCAAGAAGCUAGGGCUCCUGGUCUUUCCCUACACACACCAGAACUGGGAACUACAGUACAGUCGUGACAUGCCUCUGCCCCCGCGGCAAGACCUCAACGCCCCUGACCUCUAUAUCCCCACGAUGGCCUUCGUCACCUACGUGCUGCUGGCUGGGAUGGCACUGGGCAUUCAGAAAAGGUUCUCCCCGGAAGUGCUGGGCCUGUGCGCCAGCACGGCGCUGGUGUGGGUCGCCAUGGAGGUGCUGGCCCUGCUCCUGGGCCUCUACCUGGCCACCGUGCGCAGCGACCUGAGCACCUUCCACCUGCUGGCCUACAGCGGCUACAAAUACGUGGGGAUGAUCCUGAGCGUGCUCACAGGGCUGCUGUUCGGCAGCGACGGCUACUACGUGGCCCUGGCCUGGACCUCCGUGGCGCUCAUGUACUUCAUCGUGCGCUCUCUGCGGACGGCAGCCCUGAGUCCCGACAGCAUGGGGGGCCCAGCACCCCGACAGCGCCUCCAGCUCUACCUGACGCUGGGGGCAGCCGCCUUCCAGCCUCUCAUCAUAUACUGGCUGACCUUCCACUUGGUCCGGUGACCCCUGUUCCUCCUCUGGCACUGAGUUUUCCAUGCAUUGAAGAUUUGAUUUC